Molecule: messenger RNA, 1851 nt
Organism: Closterium sp. Naga37s-1
Lineage: Eukaryota; Viridiplantae; Streptophyta; Zygnematophyceae; Desmidiales; Closteriaceae
Source: the annotation of a GenBank genome assembly
AUGGGAUCGACUGACGAAGCGCAAGGGUAUGGCAAGGAUCAACAGAUGCCGGCAGGCUACCCCGACUGGGCAGCGGCUUUCCAGGCAUACUACGGGCAGGCGGGGCAGCCACCGCCGGGGUACUAUCCCGCAGCAGCCGCCGCUCCCCAGCACCAUCCCUACAUGUGGGGGCAGCAUAUGAUGACGCCAUACGGCCAGCCUCCCCCCUAUGACGCCCCCAUGUACCCCCCUGCUGCCAUGUACCCGGGCGCGCAGCCCUAUAUGGGGUACGGCAUGCCAUCAGCGACCGCAGCCUCCAUGGAUGCGUCCUCGGCCAUGGCGCCAGGCAUGGCGCCAGUGGGAAUGCAUGCGGAGCAGAGAGAUGGGGGAGGGGCGGCAGCAGCAGGCGCAGGGGGAGGGGGAGGCGAGGGAGUGGGGGAAGACGGGGGUGGCGCGAAGGCGGGGGAUGGGGGGGCUAUGGUUCCAGCGGGAGGGGGAGGGGUAGGCGGAGGCGGAGGGGGGAUGGGACCGGGGGGAGGGAUGACGUCAGAGGGGUCAAAGCUGCAGUCAGGGAACGGUGUGUUCUCCACCAGCGGUGGGGAGGAUGAUUCGGAGGAGGACGAGGGCACCGACCACAAUGAGGUGCGUGCUGCUGCUGCUGCUGCUGCUGCUGCUGCUGCUGCUGGUGUCGGUGGGGAAGAUGAUUCGGAGGAGGAUGAGGGCACCGACCAUAACGAGGAAGGGGGGGGCGCUGGCGGAAAGGCAGGGGAAGCAGGGGAAAUGGGGGGGAUGGUACCCAUAGACUACUGGUCCGCGCAAGCCCAAGCCCAAGCUCAAGCUCAGGCACAAAUGCACCAAGCAGCAGCUGCGGCUGCAGCAGGGCAGAUGGGGCCGGGGGGACAGGGAGUGGGCAUGGCAGGCGGAAUGGGGGGGAUUCCCGGAGUGGGGGCGGGCGGGGGGGCGGCUGGGGUGGCAGGGGGAGCUGGGGGAAUGGUUGGCGGGGGGAUGGGCGGUGCUGCUGGUGGCAGUAGUGGUGGUGGUGUUGCUGGGGGCGCAGGGGUAGCAGGGGCGGGGAAGAAGCGGGGUGCGGUGGCGGGGGGAGGGGGAGGGAUGGGAAUGUCAUCAGACCUAUGGGUGCACUCCGUGAGUCUCCUUUCGCCUCCCUCACUCAAAGUCUCUUUACCCAGGUGCGCCGCUGCUUCUUCACCUCAGGGGCGUCCUGUUCUUACCGCGACCUCCUUUCCUCAUCUCUCGGCCCCCCAUUCCCCCUUCUGCCAACAGGACGACCGGGAGGUGAAGAAGCAGCGGCGCAAGCAGUCCAACAGAGAGUCGGCUAGGCGGUCCCGGCUGCGGAAGCAGGCGGAUUGUGAGGAUCUGAUGGGGCGGGUGCGCGCUCUAACGGAUGAGAAUCAGACGAUUCGAGUGGAGCUGCAGCGCAUGCAGGAGGAGUGCCACAAGAUGGCGCAGCAGAACGCGUUGCUGCAGGAGAGGCUGAACGGCAAGGCAGCACCAGGCGGCCCGUCCUCACACUCCCCAGCCCCCUCAGACCUCCACCCUGCCGCCGCCCUCCCUCUCCCGUCCUCGGGACUUGGCCCCAAUGCGCUGCCGCCACACAUGCCACCAGAUGCAUCUGCAGCCGUUGAUCCUUCUGGAGCUGCGAUGUCAUUGGCCGGUGCGCCUGGUGCUGAUGUGAAUGGUGCGCUAGUGCCUGUAGGUCAGCAGCAGUUGCAGCAGGGAGGGGUGGGGGGAGGGGUGUUAGCAGUUGGCAAUGGCGGUGGUCAUGGAGGGGAGGGGUUAGGUGCUGCAGGUGCCUCUGCAGCGCGGUUAGGGCAGGGGAGCGAAAAGCACAAUGUUGUGACUGCUGUUUCAUAA